Messenger RNA from Macadamia integrifolia, 1611 nucleotides. RefSeq names its product patatin-like protein 2. Gene Ontology annotation, biological process: lipid metabolic process. The coding region runs from base 89 to 1378 and encodes 429 amino acids. The transcript has 7 exons. Gene Ontology annotation, molecular function: monoacylglycerol lipase activity; glycerophospholipase activity. The record is from RefSeq and is a predicted model, not a curated record. Lineage: Eukaryota; Viridiplantae; Streptophyta; Magnoliopsida; Proteales; Proteaceae.
GCUGCAACCAAAUUAGUUUCAAGUUUCCUUGGCUCCUUGCAUCUUUGGUUGCUUUCCAUUUCUUGUUUCUCUGUACUUAAGUAGUAUAAUGGAGGGAGUAGGUGGUACAGCCCCAGAUAACAAGAAACUAGUGACCAUACUCAGCAUCGAUGGGGGAGGAGUUCGAGGCAUUAUUCCAGCAACCAUUCUAGCCUUUCUCGAGUCAGAGCUUCAGAAGCUUGAUGGGGAGCAAGCAAGGAUUGCAGACUACUUUGACUUGAUUGCUGGGACGAGCACCGGAGGGCUCAUCACAGCCAUGCUUACUGCACCAAACCAGAUGCAUCCCCCACGACCACUCUUUGCAGCUGAAUAUAUUAAAGAGUUCUACAAACAAGAAUGCCCCCAUAUCUUUUCUAAUGAAAAAGCCAAGCCUACCACCAAUGAAGGGGUUAGCGAUCAAGAUGAUGCCGAAAAAAAAAAGGAGGAAUCCACAGGAACAGGAUGGUUGGAGUGGAUAAAAAAUUGGAUCAUGGGCAAAACAACUAAGAUUAUUGAGCUUGUAAGUACACCCAAAUACGACGGCAAAUAUCUUCGUGAUAUAAUCAAGGAUAAACUGGACCAAACCCGCUUGGCAAACACUCUAACCUCUGUCUUCAUCCCAAGUUUUGACAUCAAACACGGGAAACCAAUAUUUUUCUCUACCUUUCAGGGGAGAAGAGAUGCGUCCAAGAAUGUACUUGUGUCUGAUGCUGUAAUCAGCACAUCUGCAGCCCCAUAUUAUCUUCCUCCAUAUUAUUUCAAGGACGAAAGUAGUUCCAACGAAUACAACCUUGUGGAUGGUGGCGUCGCUGCCAAUAAUCCUACAUUGCUUGCCAUACGUGAAGCAACAAAGAUGCAUGGAGACCAAGAUGACCCACCAAGGUCUUCAAUAUACUACAGUGGUUACCUGGUUCUAUCUCUGGGUACUGGCACGGCAAAGCUUGGGCAUGAGGUAAAAGGGAAAGCCUGGGGCCUAUCCGAUUGGUUUUUCGGAAACAAAGGAACCGCACCAUUACUAGACAUCCUUUUCAAUGCCAUGGAUGAUAUGGUUCAGAUAUACCUCUCAUUUAUCUUCCAAGGCCACCAUUCCCAAUCCAACUAUCUGCGAAUCCAGGAUGACAACUUGGAUAUCGACGAAUCCUCAAUAGACAAUUCAACACUGAAAUUCCUUUCGAGGCUAGAGGAGAUUGCAAACAACCUUCUCAAGAAACCUGUUCUGAUCACAAACUCUGAGACUGGUCUGCUAGAAGAACCUUCGAUGCCCGAUGGCCGCACUAAUAGAGAUACCUUGAUUGAGUUUGCCCAGAAAUUGUCUACCGAAAGGAAGAGGAAGCUGGAGGAGAAACGGGCAGCGGUCUAAUGAUCCAUUACAACGAAGCACCUGUGGAUUUUCUUCAGCGACUGGUCCAACUAUAAUUAAUUUCUAGUUCACAUAUAUUUAUGAUGAAAUAAUUUAUUAGAUAAUAAUCGGUUUGGUUAUUAUUUAGAUAGAUUAGAGAAUGAGAAAUAAGUUUGGUGCGGUGUUAUUAUGUGUGUUGAUUCUGUAACCCACUCUUUUAUUACAAAUCGAAUAAGUUUGGUGUGGUGUUAUUA